CGCCGGGAGAGCUGCGCCGGCCCGAGACGUCUGUCGCGCGCGCCCGCACGAGGCCGCGGGGUCCGGGGGCGGCGGGGUCCCGGCGUUGGGCGCCAUGGCUCCCGCGGGCGUGCGGCUGCCCCCCGAGAUCCAGCUGGCGCAGCGCCUGGCGGGGAACGAGCCGGUGACGCGGGACCGGGCGCUGCGGCGCCUCCGGAAGUACAUCGUGGCCAGGACGCAGCCGGCGGCGGGCGGCUUCACCCACGAGGAGCUGCUGAAGGUGUGGAAGGGGCUGUUUUACUGCAUGUGGAUGCAGGACAAGCCGCUGCUGCAGGAGGACCUGGGGAGGACCAUCGCCCGGCUCGUCCACGCCUUCCAGACCAACGAGGCCCAGCUCCUGUUCCUGCAGACCUUCUGGCAGACGCUGAGCCGCGAGUGGACCGGCCUCGACCGGCUGCGUCUGGACAAGUUCUACUCGCUCAUGCGUCUGGUCCUGCGCGAAUCCCUGAGGACGCUGCAGAUGCGGGGCUGGGAGGAGAGACACGUGGAGCAGCAUCUGGAACUGCUAACCACCGAGCUCCUACAUCCUGACAGCCCGGCCCCCAAAGGUGUCCAGAGCCACUUCCUGGAGAUCUUCCUCCAGGAGCUGUCCAGAGUGGGCGCCAAGGAGCUCACGGCCCAGCAGAACCUCAGGCUCAUCCAGCCCUUCUUGGAGAUCGCGGCCCGGACCAGGGACCGGGUGGUUCUGCACGGAGUCACGGGUGGCAUCUUGGAGGCCGUGGUGGAGCAGGCGCCCCUGGCCAUCGAGGACCUCAUGCGGGAGCUAGACACGCAGGAUGGGGAGGCCAGAGGUGAAAAGUCCGCUGAGGAGGAGGAAGAGUCUGAGGAGGAGGAAGAGGAAGAGUUUGAGGAGGAUUCUGAGGAGGAGACGGGUCCAGUGCUGCAGUUCGACUACGAGGCCCUGGCGGGCAGACUGUUUGAGGCGGCCAGCCAGCAGGACACGCCGUCCCAGAACCGGAAACGUCUCUACAAAGUGGUCAGGAAGCUGCAGCAGCUGGCGGAAGGCCUCUUCCCCGAGGACGAGCUCCCAGAUAAAGUCUGCCGCCGACUGCAGGCGGGGCGGCGUGAGAGGAAGGCUGGGAGGAAGAGGAGACGCGCCAAGGCCCGGCCCGGGCGCACAGGGGGAGGCGAGGAGCACGCAGGCCCAGCAGCCCCCCGAGAGCGGCGGAGCCGAGCGGCAAGAGGAGCCCGGGGGCGGCGGGGGCCCGGAGCACAGGGCCCGGAGCCGGAGCGGAAGAAACGGCGAGGUUCACGAGGCCGGGGGCGGCCGGCGUGACGGUGGUCUGCAGGGACGGGCUGCGGGACAGACCGUGGGCUGUGACUCGGGUUCCAGGGCCCCUGACCUCAGGAUGAGGGGCCUGGGUCCCCAGGGCUGGGUGGGCGGGCGAGAGGCUGGGCCGCGGGGCCCGUGUCUUGGCGUUGCCUGGGGGCCAGCGGACAUUAAAGUUGCCCUUCCGAGA
Erinaceus europaeus (western European hedgehog) is the source of this 1499-nucleotide messenger RNA. RefSeq names its product ribosomal RNA processing 1 (gene RRP1). Lineage: Eukaryota; Metazoa; Chordata; Mammalia; Eulipotyphla; Erinaceidae. The transcript is spliced from 13 exons. Gene Ontology annotation, biological process: rRNA processing. Gene Ontology annotation, cellular component: nucleus; preribosome, large subunit precursor; preribosome, small subunit precursor. The coding region runs from base 95 to 1315 and encodes 406 amino acids. The record is from RefSeq and is a predicted model, not a curated record.